Molecule: messenger RNA, 798 nt
Organism: Iphiclides podalirius (scarce swallowtail)
Lineage: Eukaryota; Metazoa; Arthropoda; Insecta; Lepidoptera; Papilionidae
Source: the annotation of a GenBank genome assembly
AUGGAAGGCGCAUAUCGGGACAAAUAUUCUUUUGUUGAUACAAGAAAAUUAUUGCAUAAAGAUGUUCAAGUAACAUUUGCAAUGAUCAAACCUUUACCAACAAAUAUUGUAGGAAAAAUAUUAAACCAUUUACAUGAGAACGGAUUGCGUAUAACCAAAAUGAAGAAGACUAGACUUACUGCUGAUGACAUUAAUAUAUUGUACAGAUCUCUUAUAGGAGAUCCUACAUUUCCUUUCUUAUUAGAACAUCUGAAUGAGCAGCUGGUGUAUGGCAUGGAGUUGGUUGGGAAGAAUGCAGUGUCACAUUGUCUUAAAAUUCUAGGCCAUAAAGAUCCACUCAAAGCUGAGCCUGGCACAAUAAGAGCUUUGUAUGGCUCUGAUUCAGUAAAAAACUGUGUCCAUGCAGCCUCUAAUUCAGAUGCUGCAUUACAGGACAUAGAGUAUUUUUUUCCACCAGCACCAUUACAUGCCAUGCGCCUUCGACUCACAGCUUCUUUGUCUAAUUGUACUCUUUGCAUUGUAAAACCGCAUGCAAUUCGUGAAGGUAAAUUGGGAUCUGCUUUAGAAAUUAUAGAUGAAGGGGGGUUUGAAGUCACAGCACUGAAUAUGUUUAUGGUUGAGAGUGAUAAUGCUGCUGAAUUUUAUGAAGUAUACAAGGGUAUAGUUCAAGAAUAUAAGGGUAUGGUUGAAGAGUUGUCAAGUGGUCCAUGUGUUGCUAUGGAAAUAGUAUCUAAAGAUAAAAGUCUUAAUACUGCAGUAGAAUUUAGAAAACUUGUAGGUCCUGUAGAUCCGAUUGGA